Aaosphaeria arxii CBS 175.79 is the source of this 6870-nucleotide messenger RNA. RefSeq lists its product as uncharacterized. Gene Ontology annotation, cellular component: Set3 complex. The record is from RefSeq and is a predicted model, not a curated record. The coding region runs from base 1 to 6870 and encodes 2289 amino acids. The transcript has a single exon. Gene Ontology annotation, biological process: regulation of transcription by RNA polymerase II. NCBI's taxonomy places the organism in Eukaryota, Fungi, Ascomycota, Dothideomycetes, Pleosporales.
AUGUCGUCGUCCAGAUAUCCGGACAACAACAGAUACCCUCGCGAUAGAUCGCCAUAUCGAGACCGGCGACCCUCGACAUAUGGUAGUAGUUACCCUCCACGCCAAAAUGAGCCUAUCAACAGGUCUAACACUGAUCCUGCGGCAUUCCCUCCACGAGACGUUCCUCGUGGGCCAAAAUCACUCGUUGACGCGCCUCGAGGGCCCAACCCGGGACCCCCGUCUGGUGUACCCUCUGGGCCUCGUGACGGUCGACCGCGUGCAUUUCCAGGGCGGGGUGACGGUACCCCUUCUCUGAGAGAUGCACCGCCUCUAUCUACAACCACUCAUGGCUCUCGCGAUCACAACACUCGCGACCACUGGAGAGCUGAUCGGGACCGUGACCGAGAUCGAGAUAGAGAACGAGACCGCGACCGAGACUUCCGAGACCGCCGACCUUCCCCUCCUCCUCUACGACGUUCACCAAUUCGCGAUUCGAGAGAUUUCCCGCCCAGAGAUUUAGACAUCGGUCGAGCUCGACGCAAUUCUCGAGAUGGCCCUCCUUCAGCUGGCUCGACGUAUUCAGACCCUCCACUUGGUAGCGCGUCGUCAUACCGUGGUAGUGGUAUCGGUAGGGGACGAGGCGGCCGCGACUUUGGUGGAGAUUUCCGUGGGCGCACAAGACCGUAUCAUCCCGAUGACCGCGACAGGCACCACGAUCCUCGAGACCCACGUGAUCGUCUUCCAGAAAGGACGUAUCGGCCUAGAAGUCGGUCCCGUGACGGCCUCCGCCGAGAUCGAGACACCCGCGACGUGCGCGACAUACGUGACGUCCGGGAUGCUCGCGACCCUCGCGAUGCUCGAGAUGACCGAGACUUUGACAGGCGCGACCGAGAUGACCGUCGAUUUGAGCGUCGGGACGACGAACCCCGGCGUUACGAUUCGUAUAUAGGUUCUGCGAGCACUGUCAAACCACCCACUCGAGCGGCGGAUUCACACCGAGGAAGUACAACCAUCGAUCCACGCAAUGUUCCAAGCACUCCCACUGGCCCUUCGACCCCUCAUUCAGCACAUCAUCCGGCUCCAGGCGACAGACUCGGUCCUCCAGCAGAUUCUUUUUCCAGGCGCUCAUCCGUUGCAACCGAACCCUCGAGCGCUAAGGAUGCUCGCCGCGAAUCAGAUCGUAAUGAGCUUUUGGCAAGUCGCGUCGAAGCCUCAAGAGAGAGAUAUGCGCCCCGGGCUUCUUCACCCCCGGCGGCGGUGCCAGCGUUCGGGUUCUCCAAUGUUUGGAGAAAUCCAAUGCUCGAUUCCAAAUCGAACACCACAGCGCCAAAGCCCCCCGUAACAACAACGGCACCAGCAGCACCCACAGUAACAGCAAAUGCAACAACAUCUGCAUCUGUGCCUGCAUCUACAUCUGCAUCUGCACCGGCUCCUGUCACACCGGCUCCGACUGCUCCUCCGGCUCCAAAGCCUACCAUUCCUUCUGGCCUGUCGACAGUUCCUCCAACCGGCCCUAAAGCCGAUCGCGUCCCAGAGCGCUCAAACUCUGAUACUCAAACUUCUGAGACCAAAUCCGCAGCCCCCGAACCACCUCGUACCGAUACAACCGUCCCUCGCCAGCCCUCUGUCGCUCCUCCUGCUGCGCCUGCGCCUGCAACCGAGAAUACUGACAGUAAACCUCCAGGGCCCCCUUCUAAUCAUGCAAAUUCCCCUCCGUUAGGACCAGGAGGAAGGAAUCGACCCACCCCUACUGGUCCUCAAGGUGCUAUGCGGUCGAAUACUUCACCGCUCUUCCCAAGACCACAGCAGCUACCUUACACUGCUCCUGAUGCCCCGGCAAGCACUAUACCGUCUGGGCCAAGAGCGGGCUUAUUCAACACCUCGCCGAAGAGUACACCUAUUAAUAUACCAACAGGCCCAAAGGCUGAUAGAGCAAAUCCCAUGGCAGCUCGCGCGCCGUUGUAUGCAGGUCCUAAUCAACCUCCGUUCUCGGGACCACGGAUGCCCUUAGGUGUGCCCGCGAAAAGCAUGCAAUGGUUGAACCCUAAACUCACCAGAGGACCUACAGUUCCGAGCAAGCGCGAGUUUCCCAAUGACGAUCGUGACCGAACUUUCGGUGCAGCCCCCAAGGCACCUAAACUCGAGGGUAAUGCCACAGCUUCAGAGUUCAAUCGCCCUGAUCAACCCAAAACAGUACCGUCACCUGUCAAGUUGCCAGCCGAAGCGGAGGAGGUUAAGGAAAGUGUACCCCCCACACAGACCAACCAAACGACACCGACAAAGCCGACAUCUAUUGAAGCUAGACGGCAGUCCGAUGUCUCCAUGGCAGACGUGUCUCCACGGACCGAGAGACCGCCUCUAUCCGCUGGAUCUACCGCACCUAAGGUUCUAGAAGACUCAGACGAUGAUUUCGACUUGGACGAAGAGGAUUUUGCAGAAUCAGAAGCGAAGUAUAAUCGCGAGAAGGCUCUUCUUGUAUCUCGACGCAUCGAUUUAAGCGCAUCGCAUUUACGUGCUACAUCGCCCCUCCAAGAGAUUGUAUUACUAUCGAGUUUAACACUGGAUCAUCUUCCUCGCCAGAAUUCCAAACCAGUCGAAGAGGAAGCCGUCUCACCACCUCCUGUCCAGCCACCUCCGGAGCCCGUUGUUAACGAACUACUCACGCCUAAAGCUGAAGAGUCCGAAGAUGUUGUGAUGGAAGACAAAGAUGAAAAGCCACUGGCACCAGCCACACGUGCUCUUCGCCUACGUCGCGAGCCAUCUACUGAGCGAGAACCAACACCUGAUCUUUCUUCUCUGCCUUACCUUGGCUCAGGACCACCCACGCCUCUCUCUGAUCCUGAUCAAGAACGUCCGAGCGUUCCGGAGCCUGUUUUGGCAGCAAUGCGAAACAACUUGCAGAAAGAGAUAGUUCCUGAACUCACCCCCGAAGGUGUCUUGCGACAGUAUGCUAUUGCCUACAGAGACUGGAGGCAUUAUAUCCAAGAGCUAGAUGACGAGAGGGAAAUUGAAGACCCGGAAAGGCAACUUUCCGCCGAACCAGGGCACAAACUCGGCACGCCUGAUGUUCAGAUCGCCCCGACGGUUGCACUAUUGGAUGCACCACCACCAACAACCUCACGGCGGGGCGCUUCAAGCAGGUUUGCAUCUGAGUUCGAUUUCGAACAGGCUAUUAAAGAAUCCUUGAAAACGGCAGAAGAGGAGAGGAUGGGGAAGAAGGACAAGGAAGUAGGAAAAUCUUUAGCUGACCCAGAGCGCGAGGCCCCCAUCCCAACCGUACUCACUGCAUACGAAGCUCAACGACGUCGCUUUAUCGAUACUAAUUUCCAACGAGAGCCUGGCCAGGGUGUCUUUGUUUACCAUUAUGAACCCCCAGAGGACGACUUCACCGAAGAGGAACACAAGAUCAUGGUCCAGCACUACCGAGACCAAUAUGCUAAGAAAUGGGGCCGGCUUGCUGAGAUUCUGCACAAAGAAGCUGGUACAAGUCGAACCUACAAAGAUACGAUUAAUCAUUACUAUGCAACGAAAUGGGGUAGAGAAUACAAAGGCAAAAUUAGAAGGGGACGAGGCGGUCCACGAAAACGUGGUGGAGCCGCUGCACGCGGCCGAGCAGCAAAUGCUAAUGCUGAGCGCUCAGACGCAACUGGAGAAGACGGAUCAGCGCCACUACAACUUACUGAUAGCGGGCGUCCCCGCCGUUCGGCUGCACCGACCUUCGGUAUGGAGGCCGAUUACGAUCCAGCAUCCGGUUCAGGCAAUGGACGUUCACGCCGUCAAGCUGAUAGUGAGGGAGGGCAAGAAAAGGUCAGCCGUCGUGGUAGAGGAGAAAAGGGCAAGGCUGGACGGAAGCCGAAGAACCCACAGCCCCCUCCAGCUCCUGCAGCUACCGCGGCCACGCUACCAACCGCCUCUCCAGCGAAACCCGAACGCAAGGAGCGGCCGUUGGGUCUAAAGAUGGAAGAGGAACUGAACAAACGCCCCCUAGACGAUAUGGGAAUCCCUCCACCCAACUUGGUCAUUGAUCAAGUUAGCAUUCCAAUCGAAGCUCCUGUCCAGCAGCCAAUUUCUGGUACACCUGGACCUAUUGACCGCGCGAGGUCUACAACUGUCUCUCGGCCUGGUCCAUCAAGCUACUGGUCUGUGACAGAACAGAACGAUUUCCAACGCUAUGUUGCCCAUUUCGGAACCGACUGGUCAGCAAUUGCAAACCACAUGGGCACAAAGACGCAGACAAUGGUCAAAAACCAGUACUUGCGUUUGGUUGAGAGCGGUAACAAUCCUGAGCUUGCACCAGCAGCUGCUGCCGCUGAUAACAAGCGCGAACGUGGCGAAGACUUGGGCCCACCUCCAACCCCAACCCCAGCUGUGAAGCGACGAUACGAAUCUGUAAUUCCUACUCCCAGAGUGUUGGCACCUAUACCGGAUCCUACCAGUGUGGUUGAGGCACCCAAGUCUCCUCCUGCCCCUAAGAUGUCCCCUCCUCACACUCAGACGCUCGUAUCGAGGGCUUUUCCAGCAAUCGCGCAAGCCCCCGCACAACCUAAGCCCGCAACUCAACCCGCCGCGAUUGCUUCGAUGCCUGAGAGUACGCUUAACGCAUUGCCUUCGCGUGUACAACAACACUCGCCUCCUAGCCAGGCUCCUCGCGCUCAAGCCCCAAAGCAUCAGCAUUCUCUCUCUCAACAUAAGCCUCUAUCUCACGGUCCGCAAGCGGGAUACUUUGCAGAUGAUCCCCCGUCUCGAGUCGAUAACCGCGCCGCACAACAAGCAUCGACAUUGAUUCAGCCACGCACUGCUCAACAACCAAUACAACCACAGGCCCGCCCUGUAGAACAACCAAAGGCUCCGAAGUUACGUGGACCAAUGCACCAGGAACGCGAAAUGCAACCUAGACUUGAGCCGGUUCAAGACCGUGACAACCAGGCCCGGUUCCAGCCAGACCACACUCAACGCUUGCCGCAAGAGCCUCCGUAUUCGCGAUUUCCACCGAAUGCUCCGUCAAUACGCAGCGGGCAUGCUGGAUCUCCUGAAGCCCGUCCGCUACAUGUUCAGCCCCCAGUGCACCCUACACCCGCGCAAUCGAGAACACAACCGCCACCUGAGAUACCCACCCAACCUGCUACGUCCGCAGCAUCCGCAGUGCCUCACGCAAUUGUGUCUCGUGCCAGUGCAAGAACACCGCCCGUCAAAGAAGAGAUCCGCCAUUACCCCAUGCCAACUCAGCCGCCCCAGGUUCCACCACCGCUCCUUCCACAGGCACAACCUCAACUAUACCCUCAUCCAACGCAAGCCCAGCAAAUCCAGCCAACUCAACCACGCCCAUUACCACCAAACCCAACCUUGGCCCCUGCUCAGGCCCCUGCUCCGCCUGUCGCUGCGAAACCGGCGCCACCUAGGAAGUCAAAUCUCUUCUCCGUCUUGAACGAUCCUGAGCCUGAAGAGCCGAGACCUAGGAGGCCUGUCGACGGUCCCUCCCACACACCUACUCCCCAACAACAGAAUCCCAUUGCGCCACCACCACCACCUCCGGCUUCAGUUACUCAAGCACAACCAUUGCGGCGUGAGCUAUACAACGAGCCGAAUCCCAUGCAAUACCCACGUCAACCAUAUGCUUCCCAGCCCCCGGCACCGUCACAGACUCCCGGGCCAGGGCGACAGAUUGUUGAUCUAACAAGCGAACAAGCUGCAAACCGUUCUCUUCCUCGUGGAGAAUGGUCCCAGCGACCAGCUAUGUUUUCGGGUCAAGGCCAGCCUCAACCGCCUGCAAAUGUCAAUUCACCCCACAUGCAACCAGCUUAUCUGACAUCUCAUCGGUCUAUAUUCAGCUCGCAUAACGGCCCACGACACAACCCGUCUCCUCCACCGCCAGUUUCCGGUUAUAGUCACUCGCCACAUAUGCAUUCUCGAACGCCGAGCUUAAGCGGCCCUCCCCCGCCCCCGUCCCGCCAUGGUCUCAACAGCACGCCUGUACAACACGCCCAAUCGACGCAGAAUGCUUCCCAGAUCCUUCAGCCUAACCCCUAUGCGCAAGUGGAUCCUCGAGGCAGUGGACCUCCAUCUUCUGUACCUGCAGGCAUGCGACCAAGCCCACUUCACACAGCUGAAGGCGCCCCACCCAGGGAUGUGCAGAACCUGAACGAACAGCACCAUGGACAUAACGUCAACCUCCCUUACUCUAACCCCCAAACUCCCAAUGAGCACCAUGUGCCCGCUCACUUGCGCGGCCCGAAUAUGGACCUCUAUCGACAACGGGAUGCACGUGACUCUCGUGAUCCGCGCGAGAUGCACCAAGACUUCGGAUCCAGCAAUCACGAACGCGAUGUUGGGAAGGAGCUCGCACAACGCGUGGGUGUCAUACUAAGGGAACAACGCGACACAUUGCAUUCUCGAACUGGCUUGCCGCAAACUGCACAGGAUACAAGAUACCAGCCCACGCCUCCACAGGAACGCGGCUACCCUACUCAACGAUCCCAUACACCAUUGUCUCGGGCUGGUGAUCAUGUCCGACAUGGAUCACUCCAGCAUCCUCCACAUAACAUGCAUCCUGACAAUAACCCCCCUGCAUUCGGACAGCGUCCACCAGAGGAUCAACAACACCGUUAUCACGACCCGUAUGCUCCACAAGAUCGAGAACGAAUGAUGCGAGAGGAACAGGCACAUCAGGCAAGGAUGCGGGACAAUGAGCUCUUCAAUCGUGAACGUGAGAUGCGCGAUCGCGAGAUGCGUGACGCACGAUAUCGAGAAGACAUAAUGAGGAGGGACGGGCAUUCUCGAAUGCCACCAGGUCCUCCACCACCAGGUCCCGACCAAAGGCAAGGUCCACCGCCAAGCGGGCCCAUGGAUUGGACGAACGCUGUUCCGCGGCACCAGGAACCAUGGCGACGAUGA